AUGGGUGUGUUUGAAUUUUUCAAGACGCGUUAUGUGAUAGCUUCAGAUGCUGAUAUUGCCUAUAACUUUAAUGAUUUUUGCUGCACCAUGAACCUUUACAAAGCUAUAAAAGUAGCAGUAGUUAACCACCAAACCCUGCUGGCAAUGAUUUUGAUACAGUUGUCAUAUGCAGGCAUGGCCUUAAUAAGCAAGGCUGCCUUCAAUGAGGGAAUGAGUCCUCUGGUGCUCAAUGCUUAUAGGCAAGCUAUUGCUACAAUCGUUUUGGCACCCUUUGCAUUUCUAUUGGAAAGGAUGACACAUUGUUUGCUGUCAUUUUGUCUAUUCUGCAAGAUCUCCCUUGCUGCUUUAUGUGGACCUGCAGCAAGACUGGAUUUCUACUAUAUGGCCCUCCGUUAUACCUCAGCCACAUAUGGCACUGCAAUGCUUAAUACCAUUCCAGUAGUCACAUUUAUCCUCUCUGUUCUGCUGAGGAUGGAGACUGUAGGUUGGAGCUCAUUUUAUGGUAUAUUAAAGAUUGUCGGUAUGUUCAUAACUGUUGGAGGAGCCAUGCUACUUAGCUUCUACCGGGGUCCUCCUUUGAAAAACCCCCAUGCUCUAAGCCCUGUGGGAAGCAGCACUGAAACAUCUCACGUUGGGGGUCAUAAGAACUUGAUUGUCGGCCCUGUGCUUAUGUUUCUCUCUUCUGUAGCUUGGUCAUUAUGGCUCAUCAUGCAACCAAAGCUUCUUACGCAAUAUCCUGCCAAGCUAAAGCUGUCCACUCUGCAGUGUCUCCUCAGUUCUGUGCAAUCCACUGUCAUAGCAGCUGCCUUGCAGCAGAACUUUAACUCAUGGAAGAUAGGAUGGGAUAUUCAACUUGCUUUCCUAGCGUAUUGUGGUAUUCUAGUAACUGGAUUCACAUACGGGCUGCAAAUUUGGUGUAUAGAGAAGAAAGGGCCAUUUUAUGUGGCCAUAUUUUCUCCACUUUCAUUGCUUUUAACUGUUAUCUUCUCUGCUCUAGUAUGGUCUGAGCAGUUAAGUUGGGGAAGUCUAUUGGGUGGCAUUAUGGUGGUUGGAGGUCUUUAUUCUGUCCUGUGGGGAAGGAGCAAGGAGUACAAUCAACUAAUGCUCAAAAGUGAACCUCCCAGUGAGAAGGCCAAGAUAUUGAAAGAGACUGACCAAUUUAGGCUGAUCACAUUGUUUUCCAUCCACACACAUGCGUGUAUGUUAAAUAUUGGUUUUCCAUGUUAUGUAGAGUACUGAUUCUACUGAACUAGUGAUUGAAGAUAUGAUUGUUUUUCUUUUCUUAUAAUUCAUUUUAAAAUUCCUGUCCCUGUUUUGCAUGCUCAUCCUACUUCGUAUUUUUCAAAAUAUUAUUCAUUGCUUAGUUCAAGUUUCUCUGACCCUCUAAAAUCUUUUUACAAGUUAAUGGUCUUGCAGCAGUAUUACUGU
This is a messenger RNA of Quercus lobata, 1428 nucleotides long. RefSeq names its product WAT1-related protein At1g43650-like. Gene Ontology annotation, cellular component: membrane. The record is from RefSeq and is a predicted model, not a curated record. Lineage: Eukaryota; Viridiplantae; Streptophyta; Magnoliopsida; Fagales; Fagaceae. Gene Ontology annotation, molecular function: transmembrane transporter activity. The coding region runs from base 1 to 1239 and encodes 412 amino acids. The transcript has 8 exons.